Messenger RNA from Aspergillus alliaceus, 1047 nucleotides. RefSeq lists its product as uncharacterized. Lineage: Eukaryota; Fungi; Ascomycota; Eurotiomycetes; Eurotiales; Aspergillaceae. Bases 1 to 1047 code for a protein of 348 amino acids. The transcript is spliced from 4 exons. The record is from RefSeq and is a predicted model, not a curated record.
AUGGAUAUCGACGCAGAGACACUCUUUGUUCAUCUUGGCAAACGUUAUGAAGAUGUCUUUGCGGAAAGUCCCAACAUGCAAGCCUUUAUCCAACAGGCAGCCACAAAGCUGCCGCCUCAUAGAAAAGUGCUAGAUGCUGGAAGUGGAACUGGGAAACCAGUGGCUCACAUCCUUAGCUCAGCUGGCCACAGUGUGCAUGGGAUCGGUGUGUCGAAAGAAAUGGUAAGGAUUGCCAGUUCCCAAGUUCAGGGAACUUUCCAAAUAGCAGACAUGAGGGAGUUUAAACCGAGAACUAUACUCAAUGUGUUUCAAGUUUUCGAAGUGGCUACAAGCCGGUGGAACUUUAGUGAUUGGAGUGCGCCCACCGAGCAGUGUAUCUAUGAUCCAACGUGGAGUUGCGCACGGCAGAUUAAAAAACCGUGGAUGAGUCAUUAUACAAAGGAGACAUUCUUUUCAGAGGAAGGAUGGCGUCGACUGCUAGCGGAUGCGGGGUUCGCGGUCGAGGAAGAUUCUUCGUGGUUAUUCUCUGGCAAGGAUUCCGAAGCCUGCGAGGUGCAACAUCUUUUUCGCACUCGAAAGGUUGAAAAGGUAUCGACUGCCGAGAGCUUUAUGAAUUACCUUAAAGUGAAAGACAUGGAAACCAUUGCCGAGCUCAUGGAACCAAACUCUAGCAUCCUUACACUCGGGGUUCCAAAUAAUGGGGUACAAGGUCUUGGUUCUAAAACCGAGGAAUUCGACGGACCAGUGGAGGACCUGCCUUUCUCUACCGGUAGUUUCGAUGCGGUGCUAUCAGCCUGGAAGCUUGAUUCAGCUAGUAGCCUGGAGAAACCAGUGGGGGAGUUAGUCCGGGUCGUCGAUACCUCUUCUCGACAAGCUCAGGUUGUCCUUCUCCAAGGGGCACCCGAUAGUGAAGUUCUCAAGCUUCUGAGAGGGAUAGCCCCAGCACCUUUUCUGAACCACCAAGGGAGUCUUCUCCACUCGGCUAGUAAUAUAUUGGCUGAUCAUAGCUUUGGAAACUUAUCGUUCCGUCGUCCACGCACAUUUUGA